UGAGGUUUUCCAUCUGAAGCCUCACGGUGGCGUCAGUUUACCGUCACACGGCCCUUCACAAUACAAGUGAAGUUCACACAGGCACCGGCCCGUCAGGAGCGCGUGGGAGCGCGCUUGUGGGGAAAGUGGGCGCGAGCGUGCCGGAGGAGUUCGCUCGCGCCGCGGCUCAGGAACAAGGAACUUCGACGCUCAACUGCCCAGCAAGACCCAUGAACGCCAAACUGGUCAUGUUUCUUUAGCCCUAGCCCACGAAACACCUGGAAUAUCUCAUCAGCUGAUUCCAUAUCAACCCAACAGACCUCACCAUGCUCUACUCCUUCUGCCAUUGACCUUUGACCUCUGACAGCAAUGGCGGACCGCUCGCUGGCUCCAGGUCAGAAGUAUAUAGAGGUGGAGUAUGACUACGAAUACAAAUCCAAAGACCGUUUGAUCAUCAUUAAACAGGGGGAAAAUUACCUGCUUGUGAAGAAGACCAAUGAAGACUGGUGGCAGGUGCGUAAGGAUGAGGCCAGUAAGCCCUUCUAUGUCCCAGCGCAGUAUGUGCGGGAGGUGCGACGUGCUCUCAUGCCCCCUCCCAAACCCCUCAGUGCAGCAGGCCGAGGGGGGACCGGACCUAUUCGACCAUCUGGCCUGGAGAUUCAGCGGCCAGAUGACAACAAAAAGAGCCCGUGUCCCUCUCCCUCCGGCAGUGCUUUACUGCCGCCCAGGGAUGACAGAGGCAGCCCGGGCAGCCCUACGGCGCUCGUCCCCCCCCCACAAACGAACACUUCACCUGGCUCUCUUCCUCGUUCCAGAGCUGAGUCUCCAAGUCGCAAAGUAGUUGGAGAGAAAGAUAAAGAGUUAGAGAAGAGCAGUCAAGGACUGGAAAAAGAUGCAAUUCAUGAAGAGUUUGCCAGAGAGGGAGGUGGCCCGGAUAAGAAACGAAAUGUUUCAGAAUCCGGGGAUGAUCUCAGCAGCGGUUCAACUGAUAACCUGCAGACUUUAGGUUCAGGGCAGGGCAGGCCUGACUCUCCUGUCUACACAAACCUGCAGGAGCUGAAGAUCUCUCAGUCCUCCACCCCUCCACUGCCGUCCUCCUCUCCGCUCAACACCAAUGGAGACUGGGAGACUCACAAAGACCAGAAUGGCAGACACUUCUACUACAACCGCAGCACGCAGGAGAGGACCUGGAAACCCCCACGGGCACGGGACUCCUCUUUCACCAGGAAAGAGGAGAAACAAGACAUGACUGACACUGAGGUAUUGUCAUCGGAGGAAAACUGUCUUAGCAGCCAAUCAGACAGCCAGUACGGUUCGCCCCCUAGAGGCUGGUCUGAGGAAAUGGAUGAGCAUGGACACACUCUCUAUGUGUCUGACUAUACUAAUGAGAAGUGGUUGAGACACACAGACGAGCGAGGCCGGCUGUAUUACUACAGUGCAGAUGGCUCCAGAUCUGAGUGGGAGCUUCCUAAAAUCGGUCUCAAAUCACAGUCUAACCACUCAGCUCUGCUACCAGGAGAUGCGCACAAAACUCGUAGUCUUGACCGGAGACUGCCUGAUUCAGUUCCUAUCAGGACAAGACACAGCGUAUAUUUACACGAGUCCAAUGACAAGUUAAAACAGAAAUCCAUCAAGGACCGGCGAACCUUACCCCCGCACCGCAAAAGCACCUUCCGCUCUCACCCUUAUAGGCCACAAGACACCAAAACUGGCUCACCUGACUCUGACUCCUCCUGUCCCUCCUCUCCUAAACCCCCAAACUCUCCAUCAGAGAAAUGUGGCAAUUUAAACAUGACUAAAAUCACUGAACAUGGAAAGAAGGUCCGGAAGAACUGGACCACCUAUUGGACAGUUUUGCAGGGUUCUUCAUUACUAUUUAAUAAGGGCCAAGGGGGCGGGACUGGUUGGUUUGGAAGAGACCAGAAGCUGGAGUUUAGUGUGGAAGUCAAAGGAGGUUCAGUGGACUGGGCAUCUAAAGACAAAUCCAGCAAGAAACAUGUUCUAGAGCUGAAGACUCGACAGGCCAUGGAGCUCCUCUUGCAGUCAGAUAACGAGAGCCUCGUCAAUGAGUGGCACAAGGCUUUGACUGAAGCCAUACACGCAUAUGCUUGGGAGUCUGAUGAGGCCAUUGAAGAAGACAUGCCAGAAUCUCCUGACACUGAGAAACAUGACAAAGAAAAAGAGCAAAGAAACUCCAAGAAGUCCAGAGAUAUUAAGAAAUCCGUAAGCAUGGAUAAUGCAGAACAGAAGAAGAAGACCAAGCUGAUGAAGCUCCUCACAGGCAGACCCACAUUACAGGCCGUCAAAGACAAGGGUUACAUUAAAGAUCAGGUGUUUGGCUCCAGUUUGAGCAGUCUUUGUCAGAGAGAAUGUACCACCGUCCCUCACUUUGUCUCGUUGUGCAUUGAGCAGGUGGAGAAGAACGGGUUAGGAGUGGAUGGUUUGUACAGAGUCAGCGGAAAUUUGGCCAUCAUACAAAAACUGAGAUUUGCUGUUAAUCACGAUGAGAAAGUGGAUUUAGGGGACAGUAAAUGGGAGGACAUUCACGUGACCACUGGAGCCCUGAAGAUGUUUUUCCGUGAGCUGCCAGAACCUCUAUUCCCCUACGCUUUCUUCAACAACUUCAUCACCGCUAUCAAAAUGCCAGAUUAUAAGCAGAAAGUUCAGGCGGUUAAAGAUCUGAUGAAGCAAUUGCCACGGCCAAACCACGACACCAUACAGGCGCUCUUCAAACACUUGAAGAAAGUAAUCCAGCAUGUCGACAUGAACAGGAUGACCACGCAGAGUGUAGCUAUCGUGUUCGGACCGACGCUCCUACGCCCAGAGGUGGAGACGGCAAAUAUGGCUGUGCACAUGGUCUACCAGAAUCAGAUCGUUGAGCUCGUUCUUAUGGAAUAUGAGACCAUAUUCGGCAGGUAGGUCACACGCACAGGAGCCCUUUGACCAAACCCAACGGGACACAGUUACUGCUGAAGACCGAACAGCCCAUUGACUGCCAGUCUGAACACUGAGCAUAACAUUUGGUACGUUUACAUGAGAGGAGCACCCUUAUUAGAAAAAAAAAAACAGCAUUCUGGGUACAACAUAAACAGUCAAAUCCUUUCUCAUAUCUUUAUUGGACUAAAUUAUAGUCGUCUUUUUUUUCUUGGUUGGAUGUCGUAUUAUUUUUAUAUACCAAAAUUUAUUGGACUAUGCAAUUUUUGGACCAUCUUUGGAUUCAUUUGGAGCAACGAGGGCUUGAAAUAUGAACGUUUUCUGUCCGACUGAAAACAGUGUUGCAUAUGGGAGAAAUCUGAUGCUUCAUUUUAGAUUUCCGUUCACUACAAGUACUACAUUUUGCGUCAUGUUUUUCCUUGGUAAUACUGUAAUUAUGGUUUGGAACAACACAACUGAUUGACUGACAUGAAAGACAUGGAUUUUAUUCUAUCCUAACAUUUUAUUUUCACGGAAAUGGAUUGUACCCCUGAGAUGACCACUGCUGGGAAACACUGGAGUUAUUGUGCAGACUUUCAAGAUUCGGAUACGCAAUCUUUUGUUUGAGUCUUGGCCUCAAUUUUCUGAUUAUUGAUCCAAUAUCAAAGGAUGUACAAAUUUCUGUGCUAUGAAAAUAUAUGUCAAGUAUAUUUCAGGCUGUGUGAGGGCAUAUGUCCACUUCGGUCCUUAGAGAGACACUGAAAUGUGUGUGUGAUGAGUAAAAAGAGCACAUGGAGGUUAAGACACCACUGUUGUAUUAAUAUAGAGACAGGUUUAUUAAAAUGUUUUAAUGAGAAUUAAUUCAGAUAUGGUUAUUUGGUAAAUGGCUGUUGAAUGUAAUUCGUCAAAUGUUCUGCUGUACAUUGCAGAGCUUUGUCUUGAUCAAAAUAAAAUUGACAAGGCAAAUUGG
Onychostoma macrolepis is the source of this 3862-nucleotide messenger RNA. It is a transcript of the gene arhgap12a, whose product is annotated as Rho GTPase activating protein 12a. Gene Ontology annotation, molecular function: protein binding. Gene Ontology annotation, biological process: signal transduction; regulation of GTPase activity. The record is from RefSeq and is a predicted model, not a curated record. Bases 349 to 2898 code for a protein of 849 amino acids. Gene Ontology annotation, cellular component: cytoplasm. The transcript has 19 exons. NCBI's taxonomy places the organism in Eukaryota, Metazoa, Chordata, Actinopteri, Cypriniformes, Cyprinidae.